This is a messenger RNA of Bursaphelenchus xylophilus (pine wood nematode), 436 nucleotides long. NCBI's taxonomy places the organism in Eukaryota, Metazoa, Nematoda, Chromadorea, Rhabditida, Aphelenchoididae. The record is from the annotation of a GenBank genome assembly.
AUGAGCGACCAGGUACAGGAUGAGGAGGCCGGCAAUGAAAGCAUUGGCAAUGCCCUCGAGACCGGCACUGAAAGUUUUGGCAAUGCCCUGCAGGGAGAGGACGUUGAGUCCACGGCAAUGGUAAGAAUAUAUUUAUUUUAAUAUACGAAAUACUGUAUAAUUUUAAAAUUUUGAGAAUCUUUCUUUUUUUCAGAGUAAUGGCCAACGAUCUGUCUGGGAAAAUCAAGAUGAAGAUGAAAGCAAUGAAGAAGGGACAGAGGAGGAUGAGUCCGAUGAGGAGGAUGAAGAAGAAGAACAAAAUGGGACCGAAGAGGGUGAAAUCGUUCACGAAGAUCGUGAAAGUAAUGGCCAACCAUCUGUGUGGGAAAGCCAAGAAGAAGAUGAAAGCAAUGACGAAGGCGCAGAGGAGGAUGAGUUUUUACCCGGCCUAGUCUAA